This is a messenger RNA of Brassica oleracea var. oleracea, 627 nucleotides long. Its product is annotated as protein LOL2. The transcript is spliced from 4 exons. Bases 34 to 495 code for a protein of 153 amino acids. The record is from RefSeq and is a predicted model, not a curated record. NCBI's taxonomy places the organism in Eukaryota, Viridiplantae, Streptophyta, Magnoliopsida, Brassicales, Brassicaceae.
AGUGGUGAGUUCUCACAUCUUUGCAAGAGAGUGAUGAUCGCCGAAGCCGAGACCAAAGACAUGAUGGAAGAGAUACAAUCGCAGAAGAAAGAAGAGGAUGAGGAUGAGGAAGAAGGUCCUCCUCCGGGAUGGGAAUCUACAGUUCUUCCUCCUCCUCCUUCUCCUCCGAUCUCCGCCGUCACCACCGCCACCGCCGCCGAAAUUUCCGAGAUGGCGCAAAUGGUGUGUGGAUCUUGCAGGCGUUUACUUUCGUAUCCCCGAGGAACCAAACACGUCAAGUGUUCCUGUUGUCAGACUGUUAAUCUCGUUCUUGAAGCUUACCAGGUUGGUCAGGUGAAGUGUAGCAAUUGCGAACUUCUCUUGAUGUAUCCUUAUGGAGCUCCAUCUGUCAGAUGUUCCUCCUGCAAAUCUGUCACAGACAUCAGAGAAGACAACAAACGACCUCCAUGGUCUGUGCUGCAAGGACCGCUCAAAACUUUCAGCAGUGUCCGGUGAGGAGACUAAGCUUAAACCGUGUUUUUUUGGCCCAAAUGUGAAUCAGUUUAAUGACAAAACUUGUCAUAAUGUUAAAAGGAUAAAUGAAACAAAUGUCAUCUUCAAUAAUCAUUAGAUUACCAUUCUUUCAAA